CGAAUGAUACCUAACUUUGAAAACCUUACUUUUAUAUUCCGAUAUCACAUAAUUUAUAGUAUUUUUGAAUGAAAUGAUUGAAAAGUGAUCAUGAGUACUCAGUAUAGUAUUCUAUUUAAACAAGAACAAGCUCAUGAAGAAGGGAUAUGGGCUUGUGCCUGGGGUAAGAGUGAAAAAGAUGGUACGGAACAUAUUGUAACAGGUUCACUGGAUGACAAAGUAAAAUGUUGGAAAUGGGUGGAUGAACAAUUAGAAUUGAAAUGGAAUAUGGAAGGACAUUUACUUGGUGUCGUAUCAGUAGCGAUAAAUUCAGCUGGAACAAUUGCGGCAUCAAGUUCUUUAGAUGCCCAUAUUCGCUUGUGGGACUUGGAAAGUGGAAAACAAAUUCGCCAAAUUGAUGGUGGAACAGUAGAGGCCUGGACUGUUACAUUUUCUCCCGAUUCGAAGCACCUUGCGACUGGCGGGCACACUGGUAAAAUUCAUCUCAUUACUGUACCUGAAGGCCAAAAAGCAACUGAGCUUGAUACAAGAGGAAAGUUUACUCUUAGUAUUGCUUACAGUCCAGAUGGAAAAUACAUAGCGUGUGGAGCGAUGGAUGGUAUUAUCAAAGUUUUUGACAUCACAACACAAGGUCUUUUGCAUACCUUGGAGGGUCAUGCGAUGCCAAUACGAUCACUGGCAUUUUCACCAGAUUCAGAAAGACUCAUUACUGCAUCUGAUGAUGCUCAGAUUAAGAUUUAUGAUGUUAAGCAGGCGAGUCUGAUUAACACAUUAAGCGGGCAUUCAUCUUAUGUUCUCAAUGUGUCAUUUUGUCCUGACAAUGUGCAUUUUGUCUCAAGCUCUUCAGAUAAAAGUGUAAAAAUAUGGGAUUCAACAAAUAGACAAUGUGUACAAACAUUUUACGAACACUCAGACCAAGUUUGGAGUUGUCAGUAUAAUAGUAAUGGAUCAAAAAUAGUAUCUGUUGCAGAUGAUCGUGCUAUCCAUGUUUAUGAUUGUCCAAUAUAGUUGUGUAUGUUUUAGGAAUCCUUAGACCAAAGUUUAAAUUUUAGUGUAGUGUGUGUCUGGAAUGUUUGCCAACUAUAGUUUAAAUUAAGAGACAAACUUAAGACAAUAGAUAGUGGAUUCUCAUUGCAACAUUGCUUUCUUAUCUGGUGCAGAUUUACUGUCUGAAGGCAAAAUAAAUUGAUAAGAACUCGGCCAAAUAAUGUUUCUUCGCAAUCUUGCAGUGGGAUAUGAUCGAUCACUUUAUUAAUUGCUAAACGAAUAUUUCAUAAAAACCACUGAUUCUGGACAGACUCCAGACAACUGUUCAUUAAAAUUGAUUGCACUGUUUUAUUAAAUUUGUUAUGAAAUCCUUAUUUUUUUUAUACUGAAAUGUGUUAGAAGCUGAGCAUUAUUAAUCUUUGACUGGUCAGUAGCAGCAACAUGCUUCAGUAUUUGACACUACAAGACUGAUAUUUGAAGCAAUAUAAAUAAUAAGGCAUAGUCUUGUGAAGGGAUGGGCAAACUAUGGCCCGCCAAAGCAUUUUGUACAGCUUCUUGUUCUUAGCGGAAGUCGUAAAAAUUUCUUAGCACACAAAAUUUAGAUUUAUUUUCAAACCUUACUUGAAAUAACAAAAAUAUAAUUUGUUAAUUAAAAUAAUAAU
Messenger RNA from Styela clava, 1649 nucleotides. RefSeq lists its product as uncharacterized. Gene Ontology annotation, molecular function: protein binding. Gene Ontology annotation, cellular component: Cdc73/Paf1 complex. The record is from RefSeq and is a predicted model, not a curated record. NCBI's taxonomy places the organism in Eukaryota, Metazoa, Chordata, Ascidiacea, Stolidobranchia, Styelidae.